Zymoseptoria tritici IPO323 is the source of this 756-nucleotide messenger RNA. RefSeq lists its product as uncharacterized. Gene Ontology annotation, biological process: mitotic sister chromatid cohesion. The transcript has 3 exons. The coding region runs from base 1 to 756 and encodes 251 amino acids. Lineage: Eukaryota; Fungi; Ascomycota; Dothideomycetes; Mycosphaerellales; Mycosphaerellaceae. The record is from RefSeq and is a predicted model, not a curated record. Gene Ontology annotation, molecular function: protein-lysine-acetyltransferase activity. Gene Ontology annotation, cellular component: chromatin; nucleus.
AUGAUACAGACUCAGAUGAACCUCGGACAAUCAAUACAGACGACUUGCAAGCAGUGCGGUAUGGAAUACGUGCUCAGCUCGGCCGAGGAUCGAAAUCUCCACGCGAAGUUCCACAAGCAGAAUAGCGAGGGAGUGGAAGUUGGAGCUUCUUUCGUGGAUGGUACUGAAGCACAUAAGCAGUUCGUCGGAGUUGCCAAACGGCCAGCAGACGCUGUCAUUGUGGUAGACUCCUCCGACAAGAAGACGCGCCAGAAGAAAAGCCAAGCGGUGCUGGAAGUCGUACAGCGAGAACUCGGCGCUGUUUCAAUUCCCGAGGCGGAUGUCUGGGAGAAGCCGAAAGAUGCUGCGUCUGAUUCGGAACCACAAUAUCACUCGUACCUCUAUGUUCGGGAAGGGAAGUGUAUCGGCUACCUGCUCACCCAGAGCAUCGCAGAGGCAUACACCGUCCUUGCCAAAGAGCAGGCGGAAGAGACGAAGCGGAAGAGGUUGGAGCACGCGGCUCGUCAGCCAAUUUGUCUUUCGAAGACGAGAGUUCCGGUUGUGCUUGGGAUAUCGCGAAUAUGGACUUCGCCGAUGCAUCGUGGGCAGGGAAUUGCUAUGGCGCUGUUGGAUACGGCUGUUGAGGGAUACAAUGCUCAUUUCGGAGCGAGUCGAAGCAAAACGCAAGUCGCUUUCAGCCAGCCGACAGAAAGCGGAGCAAAACUCGCCAGGAAAUGGACAGGCAGACUAUUCGGCUGGAGUGUAUACGUGGACUGA